AUGGACCAACCUGUUCCAGUGCAGCCUUCUCCCUUUGCAGAUGGAGGUUUGAUUGGGAGUUUUCCACCUCCUUAUCAAUCUCAGGCUCCUUUCCAAAAUCCACCUCAACCAAGUCGAUCUCCUCAGUUCUGGGACAGUGGCAUUAUGGUGGUAUUUAGCGCAGUUCAGGAGCUUCCUCCUCAACAAACUAUUCUGUACCGUGUUUCCAUAGAUAGUUUGAGAUGCCGCUCAAAGGUCCUGGAUGAUAUCUUUGGCAUUCCUCCCUCUACUCAGUCUCCAAACCAAGGCACCGAGGGUAAUCCUAUUGCUCUUCCUACUUCUAUUACCGCGGAGAAAUUUGAAAGUUUUCUUAUGUAUUUGAACUGUCGUGGUUGGAACGAGUUCGAUGACAAGGUCCCUGCAAAUAUACUCAACCUUCUAGACAUUUCCGCCCUUCUGGAGGCAGAUGGGGCUUUGUCUUAUGCUAUGAGCAAGGUUGUGGGGCUGAAGCUCCCCUCUGCACAGCUUCUUGGACUUGCCUGGCGUCACAGAGCCCACCCCCAGGUUCGGGAAUGGAUUGAACCAGCUGUGAUGGGCCUGCUGAAUACACCUCUGAGGUGCCACAGCACAGACCAGGAAUCUUCAAUUGGACUUGCUUAUCCUAUUAUCGCAAAGGCAAGAGAGCGUAUACAAGAAGCAAGACUUAUUCUAGCAGCUAUUCCCUUCCAGCUUGCUCCAAGGGAUAUGCUGUUUCCGGAGUGUCCAGAUGAACUUCAUGAGUAUUGUGAAAAGUCAUGGUUGUUUUUUUGGUAUCAGAACAUCACCGUGGAGCUUAUACAUCCGACGAAGCUGCCUUUGUCUUAUAAUGGUUUGGUACAGCUUGUCCAGGAAACUAAAUUUGAAAACCUUCAGGAUGGUUGUAAAGCUCGUACUCUGGACCGCAUGAGGUCAUAUGGAGACUACCCAACGGUUCCUGACAUCUUUCGCUCCGCAGUUUUACAAAUUAUUGAGCUUUUCAACAUCCCAAGUUCCAAACCACAAAUUUACUCAGAGCUUUGA
Messenger RNA from Lentinula edodes (shiitake mushroom), 1038 nucleotides. RefSeq lists its product as uncharacterized. The transcript has 4 exons. Bases 1 to 1038 code for a protein of 345 amino acids. NCBI's taxonomy places the organism in Eukaryota, Fungi, Basidiomycota, Agaricomycetes, Agaricales, Omphalotaceae. The record is from RefSeq and is a predicted model, not a curated record.